Molecule: messenger RNA, 960 nt
Organism: Miscanthus lutarioriparius
Lineage: Eukaryota; Viridiplantae; Streptophyta; Magnoliopsida; Poales; Poaceae
Source: the annotation of a GenBank genome assembly
AUGAUCAGCUGUUCGCCGGACAAGAACUCGGACCUGUUCUUUGCAGCACUGGGUGGGUUGGGUCGGUUUGGGGUCAUAACCCGGGCUCGGAUCGCGUUUGAACCCGCUCCCAAACGGGUUCUUUGGGUCCGACUCGCCUACGCAGAUGUACAAUCGUUCACCGGUGACCAGGAACUGCUCAUCUCGAAACGGUCUGCCGGCGAUUCCGGUGGUUUCGACUACAUUGAGGGUCAAGUCCAGCUGAACCGGAUCCUCACCGAGGGCCGGAGGUCGUCUUCCUUCUUCUCAGCCCUAGAGCUCGAUCAGCUUGCCAAGCUCGUCCAUGGCACCGGGUCUGCCGCAAUCUACUACAUCGAGGGUGCAAUGUACUAUCAUGAGGAUACUGCCUCCUCCUCAUCCUCUGUGAAACUUGGGACGCUACUGGAAGAGCUGAGCUUCGUCCCGGGGCUUGCGUUCGUCAGAGACGUGUCCUACGUGGAUUUUCUCGACCGAGUUGGCCGCGACGAGCAGAAGCUGCGGUCGGCCGGCGUCUGGGACGUGCCGCACCCAUGGCUGAACCUCUUCGUCCCGAGGUCGCGCAUCGUGGACUUCGACGCCGGCGUGUUCAAGGGCAUCCUCAAGGACACCAAGCCCGUGGGGCUCGUCCUCAUGUACCCCAUGAACAAGGACAGGUGGGACGACAGGAUGACGACGUCCACGCCGGACGAGGACGUGUUCUACGCCGUAGGGCUGCUGCGCCGGCGAUCUGGAGCGGCUGGAGAGGGAGAACGCCGCCGUUCUGGAGUUCUGCCACCGGGAGGGCAUAGGGUGCAAGCAGUACCUGCCGAGCCACGCGUCGCGGGACGCCUGGUGGCGGCAUUUCGGCGAGAAAUGGAGCAGGUUCGCCGCGCUGAAGCACAAGUACGCCCCGCGGGCGAUUCUUUCGCCGGGGCAGGGGAUCUUCGUCUCCGCCGCCGGUGA